AUGGAAGCAAAACAGAUUGUUUUCUUCUUCCUCCUCUUCACCGUUGUCAUCUCUGUCUCAUCAGAUCCCCCGCAAUACCAGACCUUCUUCCCCACCUCACUCCCCCAAGUAAGCCAUGAUUUAGAAACCCUCUCCUGGGACAUUCCCAAACAAUUCUCUGAUUCCCAUUCCGAAUCCGAAACCCCACCAAUCGUGGUCCGCCUGCACCACGCUGACCACCUCUCCCCAUCCUCCAACUCCACCCCUGAGUCCCUCUUCUUGAAUCGCCUCCAACGCGAUGCCGUCCGUGCCAGGACCAUUGCCUGCCGAAAACCCCAAAACUUUAGAAGCUUCAUAACCUCCGGCUUCUCAAUAGGCAGCAGCGAGUACGUCACCCUCAUCGGGGUCGGCACCCCGGCCACACAAGUCUACAUGACCAUCGACACUGGUAGUGACGUCACCUGGCUCCAGUGCCAGCCCUGCCCAUAUUGCUACCCCCAGCAAGGCCCCAUCUUCAACCCCAAAAGCUCCACCUCCUUUGCAAGUGUCCACUGCAACUCCCCACUCUGCACCCUCAUUGGCCCACUGGGAUGUAGAAACCCCCGCGACAAGUGCCAGUACAGGCUCACGCACGGGGACGAAUACACCACCUCGGGCGAGUUAUCCACCGAAACUCUGACCUUCGGAGCCACCAAAUUGCCGCAACUCCCCAUCGGCUGCGGCCAUAACAACGAGGGCUCGUUUGCCGGGGCCGGCGGUCUGCUUGGCCUCGGCCAGGGGAAACUUUCCUUCCCGGCCCAGGCCCGCAUAAACAAGUUGUCCUACUGCCUCGUGGAACCGGGGUCCAAGUCGGGGUCGUAUUUGAUCUUUGGCGAGUCGCCGGUCUCCGGUAAAACGGUUUUCAUCACGCCACUGCUCACCAAUCCCGAAAUCGACACAUAUUACUACGUCGAGUUGAUAGGGAUCUCGGUGGGCGGGACCCGGGUGCGGGGAAUCGGUCCGUCCGUCUUCAAGUUAAACAGCAACGGCUCGGGGGGCGUGAUUGUGGACUCGAGCACGUCUGUGACCCGGCUGGUCCAGCCCGCCUAUAACGCGCUGAGGGAUGCAUUCAAGGCCCAGGCUUCUCACCUGAAGCCGGCCAAGGCCGACCGCUUCUCCACCUUCGACACGUGUUACGAAAUACACACGGACGUGAACGUGCCAACAGUGGCGCUCAACUUCCGAGGCGCCGACGUGCCCCUGCAGCCGUCCAAUAUCCUGACUCCAGUGGACAACAAAGGCAGGUACUGCUUUGCGUUUGCGGAAGCGACGGACGGGCUGUCCAUAAUUGGUAAUAUUCAGCAAAAGGGCUUCCGAGACCUCGCGGCCACGUCCGUCAAUACUCCCCCAAUCAUCUUCAAUGACCGGCCACCAGACACCGCCCGCCGCCGUCGUCCUCCCUCCCUCUCCAUUGGUGGCACGAAUUCAGCUUGUUUGCUCGUCUAUAAUUCCGGCGAGAUUCAGACGGAUCUCAACUCAUCCCGCAGCUCGUACACCCUCACCAUUGUUUCCUACAACGAUUGUGCGCGCAUCGGAAGGGGCUGUUUUCUCACCGGUCAGAGCCUCGAUUGGAAAUUGACGGCGGGGUUCAGGAGUUCUGCUCACGAUGGGAAAAAUUCCAUGAAGGGACGCCGAACGUGGCCGCGCGAGGUGUUCCGGCGAUAG
Striga asiatica is the source of this 1683-nucleotide messenger RNA. NCBI's taxonomy places the organism in Eukaryota, Viridiplantae, Streptophyta, Magnoliopsida, Lamiales, Orobanchaceae. The record is from the annotation of a GenBank genome assembly.